GCUCCACAUGAACGUGAGUGGUUGUGUAGGGCGUCAGCCAGCGGCGGUGCCCCAAGACCACUGAAUAAUUCCCAUUUGGACAAAUAUUGGAUGCUCCUGUUUGAGGCACACAUAAAUCAGUACUUUGAAGUAGCCUGUUUGUCUUUUCACGGACAUGGUGGAAAAAGGACGUCAUUGGGUGCAUGUCGAUGUUUGGUGCUUACAUGUUGCUAAUCAUCUUGCUAUAUCAGUAGUACUUAUAUAUAGAUUUAUAUAUCUUCUCAUAUUGUGAUGAAACAUGCACCAAUCAACAAUAUCUUGUGUUUUUUCUCUCUCAAAAGAACCAUGGCCUUAGAUUUGUUGAAUGAGUGCGCAGGAUCUUCUAACAAAGACCAAAAACUCUCAAUCCCUCCAAUGGUGGGAACGGUAUGGGAUGCAUGCUCUGCCCUUAAGAAGACUCCUUCCACAAAUAUCACAGCAAUAGGGCGGGAAAUAACACAAGUUGCCGUUUCUAUGAAAGAUGUCCUUCGUGAGAUGAAGGAACUCAAGCCUGCUUCUGCCAAACCAAAAGAUGAAGAUUCUGAAGAGGCUUCAGUCAAAGACAACAGUGGGCCCCACGAUAGUGACGAUUCAUGUGGAGGUGAUCUGGGCAACGACUUUUCUCCUGAAGAGAUGAAAAUAGCUCAAUUGGCCAUUGGAGUUGUGUCUGAAACACUUGUAGUGAUAAAGGAACUUAUCCGUUUCAUUACGAGUUUGAAUAAGCAGGAAAACCCUGAUAACGGAAAUGAUUUUGUGAAUCUGUUGGAGAGAUCGUUGAAGCUUUGCCAAGAAACUGGACUACAGGUUGACGAGCUUGGAGCUUGUCUUUACCCCCCUCAACAGUUUUCUGCUAUGAAGACAGCCGUGGAAAAAUAUCCAGCAUUAUUGAUGGAAUGCAGGAUAGAGGUAAAUAUUCUUGAAGGCUCUUCCGAAGCAUUCUUUCAAGCAUGCACGGGUUUUAAGGGGUUUGCUGAGAGAAAUGGAAUCCUAGCUAGGUUCUAGUGUAAUUAGGCUACUCCCAGAAAUGCAGAACCUUGUUGUGAGCAACUAAGGAUAAUAUCAAGGAGAAAUGUAAGAAUGAUGAAUUGAAAGAGAAGACUUUUUUUUCACUAUUUUCUUGUUUUUUGAGUAUAAAAGGUGUAAUGGAUUGGCGAGCAGUGUUAAUUUUGUGGUCUAUUGUUAAUGAAUCCUAUUUUCCCAAUUUUCAGGCAGCUU
Messenger RNA from Rhododendron vialii, 1233 nucleotides. RefSeq lists its product as uncharacterized. Gene Ontology annotation, cellular component: nucleus. The record is from RefSeq and is a predicted model, not a curated record. Bases 271 to 1020 code for a protein of 249 amino acids. NCBI's taxonomy places the organism in Eukaryota, Viridiplantae, Streptophyta, Magnoliopsida, Ericales, Ericaceae. Gene Ontology annotation, biological process: regulation of cell cycle. The transcript is spliced from 4 exons.